Molecule: messenger RNA, 1529 nt
Organism: Haplochromis burtoni (Burton's mouthbrooder)
Lineage: Eukaryota; Metazoa; Chordata; Actinopteri; Cichliformes; Cichlidae
Product: SLAM family member 9-like
Exons: 4
Source: RefSeq, a predicted model, not a curated record
AUGGCAGAGGACCCAACAGCGACAUAUUAUCAGCUGAAAAACAGCUCAGUGUGUCUGAAUGUCAGGAAACCGCCACCAUAUAAACGUGGUGAAUGGAAAUUUAACACAAUGAUUAUUGUUGAUGAUACAGAAAUCAAUCCAAAAUACACAGACAGAGUGACUUAUAGUGCUGGAAACCUCUCCCUGUGUAUUAAUAACCUGGCUGAUACAGACACUGGCAUAUAUGAAGUCUCAUACCGCUUUAACUAUAUUACAGUGUCAGAGAAGCAUCAAGUCAUUGUUCAAGAUGUGGUUCCCAGACCUGUCAUUAUAAUGUCAAAGCUUGGCUCCAACCAGUCUGCUGGACUCUGCAGUAUCACAGUAAACUGCUCCAUCCAGGAUUAUUGGCUUUGGUCUGUUUGUGAUGAAGACGGCUGCAGAACAUCUCAGAAAUCAUUCAGUGAGGUCAACAUCACCAUCUUCACUGAGAACAGAGCUGUGGUCUGCAGAGGCAACAACCAUGUUAGCACAAAUAAAGCUUCUGAAAACUCAACACUGUGUUUAAAAUCGAAUAAAGAUGAAGAGAAAUCGCAACAACUCAUACUAAAAGGAAGAUUUAUUACAGUUUCUAUAUUAAUUAUCCUCGGAGUAUUUUCUGUCUUUUUAGUUAAAACAAAAUACAAAUCCUACAAGUCUAGAGCCUCUUAUUCUGAUGAUCCUGGCCCUGUUUAUGAGAACAUGGACGUCUUUCAGUCCAACCAGACCAGCAGCUCAAGAGAGGAAAUGAUCUCCAUGAAAUGCCACAAAGCAGAUACCAUCUACAACUGUCCAGAAGUGACGGCCACCAUGGAGGAGGCCCUCCAAACAGACUGACUCAGUUUACAGCAACAAAUCUGCUACAUACACAGAACCACCAAGAGGUCAAACAAGAUCUGUGAACAGGGGGAAACAAAAGGAAACAGAACAAAGAAACUGAGUUUUGUUUUUUUGUUUUUUGUUUUACUUCAGACAGAUACUCCAAAUAAUGACUAAAGCACUUAAAAAAUAAUAACAACCCUCCACCAAGGUAUCUCACUCUGGUCAGUAUUUACUUUAAAAGGAACAGUAUCUUGUAUAUAUUAAUUUUGUUUUCUUUGUUCUUUUUAAACAUACUUUAAUACAUUUGUAGAAACAAGUGUAAAAACAAAUACAAAGUGCUGGACUUUUCGUUUCAUUUGUCCUCUUGAAACCCAUUUUGACAUGUUUGACAUCAUUUUGACUGUAACUGUUUGUUUUAUAUGGAUAUAGUACAUGUGUAGCAUUCAUUUCAUUGUUUAGUGAUAAAUUUCAAGUGAAAGUUUGUGAUCAUAAGUUUAUUUUGUUUUACACAAAUAGCAGUUAUUCAGAAACAGGUAUAACCUGUCAUUGUAAUGUACAUAAAAGUCAUAAUAAAAAUGAAUCACUCAAAAAAAGUGUCCCAUGCCAACCAGGGGCGGAUCUAGAAGGGUGGCAUGUGGUGUCAAGUUCCACCCUAAAGUGAUCUCUUACCACCCCAAGUGCUACCCUAGUUU